UAAAAGUCCGUAAUACGCUGUAGCGAUACAGUUAUAUAUUUACACUUUAUCGUCUUAGUGUUUUACAUUAGUGAUUAUAUGCUUGUACUCAAGUUAAACUUUCGAUAAAUGCCGACGUGUCGAUUCUCCACCCGUGUGCCUGUCUGUCAAACACAUAUACGAUGAAAAACACUAAUGUGGCUAACUGUGUCAAUACAUUCAACCAUUACCUUGCCAACACUACAAUAUGUAUUAUGUAUUUAUAUAAAUAACGUUUUACAUAUCGAACUAUCCUUAAACGGUUACCUUACGGCUUACGUGGUAAGAUUUGUCCCAAGGACGGAAAGCUUUCUAACUUAACAGAACCGAAAAGUUACUAUUUUGAUGAGAAGUGUCCCAGAGAGAGAAUGGAAAAUCAUUUGAGCGAGAGACUCAUUGCAGGUUGUCUGCCAGUGCCAUUGUUUAAUCAAAAGAAAAGAAAUAGAUUACCUCUGACAUCAAACCCUGCCAAAAAUGAAUUAGUUUUUGGUAGUGAAUUUCCAUAUAGUCGGAGCCUUGCUUUACCAUCUUUGUCAUCAGAUUUAGGAAAUGCUGGAUAUUCAGGAGUUCACAUACCAGGCUCAACCAUACCCGCUGUACAGAAGAGUCAUUGGAUCAGACAAGAAUUUCCAAAGAAGAGACCCCCUGAAAUCCCUCCAGUAAGAGGUCUGGCACCAAUUCCACAUCCAGGUUGGCCUGUAGGUAUGGGGUCACAAGGCGGAAAACAGAUCUUGGCUCCAUGGCAGGACUGCAGUGGACCAUCAAGCACUAAACUUACUAGUUUUCCCAACAGUGGAUCAAUUGAGAGCAGAUGGAAGUUUUCACACUCGUGUUUGCAGACAGAUCAGCAGUCGAACAAACUCUUAAAUCUUCCAGUGAGCCCUUGUUCACAAAUCCCAGGAACACACACAGCUACACUUAGCAGUCAGCAACAGAACUCGGAAUGGAGGCCGACAUCCACCCUUCAGUCCAGCCAAGUUAAAGGGGAACACACAAAUAUACUCCCCAAUAAGAUCACUCCCUGGCCUCAGAAGCCAGCACAGUCUCAGAUGAAACCAGCGACGGACAAUUCCCUGCGGAUUCUGACAGCGGUCAUUGAGGGAAUGAAACACUGGAGCCAAUUCAAAGAUCGAGCACCCUUCUUAUUCGAGGUCUUUGGCACUCUCGACUCAGCUGUCACAAUUGGUAAUCAUGGUGCAAAAACCUUCCUCCUGAGAGAUGGACAGUAUGCCGUGCAGUGUGUUUUUUAUGAAACCGACCAGGAUCUUCCACGACUCAUCAGAGGCCAGGUCCACCGCUGCAUGGGGAAUUAUGAUAGAGGGAGGGAGCUGCUCACAUGCAUGUGCGUCAGGCAUGCCUCAUCCUCAGAGCAGAGGAACGCUCAGGAGGCCGUCAAGGCGUCAGACGCACAGAUGAGGAGGCUGCUCAGGUCGUUCAGUGAAGUCUGACUGAAAGGACAAAACGUGGCCUUGCUGGCAGUGAAAUACGAGCUAAUGUGAUUCAGGUUUGAUUUCACUAACCACUGUGAACCUACUGGUGGUGCAUCGCGAAGGUCUAAAUGAACUGUAUCGUUAAAAAUAUUUAUUGUACUCAAUUUAUCUCUGGUGUUUUAUCCAAAUUUUUUCCUUCAUUGGUUUGUGGAAAGAAAUGAUUUAAGGUUAUUUGUGGGUUGUUUUUUGUAGGGUAGCUGUACCUUAAAUUCUUUAACUAAAUUAGUAAAUGAUUAAAGUUAGUUUGUGUUUAUUGUAAGAAUUAUUUUAUGAAUGAUAUAAUACGACCAAAAAUAUAUUCACUUUCAUGUGUUAUUGUGAAAAUAAUCACAUGCUGAUUUCAACACAAUGCAUUCUGUGUUUAUGAAACAUUUUAUUACAAACAAAUCCACAAUACAGCUAACACUGAGUCUAUUUUAAGGUAAAACACCAAAAUUGAUGAGGUAAUAUUUCAAAAUAUAUUUUUGAAAGGAUGCUUUAUAAUCAGAAGUGAGCUUGCACAAUUAGUUUAUUUACAACCAAAAGUUACGUUCAAACUUGACUUCUAACCUAAAAAACAGUUUCACCAGUGUUAUGACUCACUAUGUUCAACAUAUUUUCAAAAAUCCUUUGUAACAAUCCCAAAUGUUAUCGAUACCAAAGCAAUCUCAAAGCACCGCCUCCGCAAAUAAAGCGCGUUCUUGUUUUUCAA
Molecule: messenger RNA, 2199 nt
Organism: Paramormyrops kingsleyae
Lineage: Eukaryota; Metazoa; Chordata; Actinopteri; Osteoglossiformes; Mormyridae
Gene: spata22
Product: spermatogenesis associated 22
Biological process (GO): meiotic DNA repair synthesis; regulation of meiotic cell cycle; homologous chromosome pairing at meiosis
Source: RefSeq, a predicted model, not a curated record